Ophidiomyces ophidiicola is the source of this 1779-nucleotide messenger RNA. RefSeq lists its product as uncharacterized. Bases 1 to 1779 code for a protein of 592 amino acids. NCBI's taxonomy places the organism in Eukaryota, Fungi, Ascomycota, Eurotiomycetes, Onygenales, Onygenaceae. The record is from RefSeq and is a predicted model, not a curated record. The transcript is spliced from 2 exons. Gene Ontology annotation, biological process: siderophore biosynthetic process.
AUGGCGGAAAAGUCAAAAGGCCACUCGCUUCCACAAUGUUUUCGCCUUGAUGCCAUACCACAAGUUGGCCGCCAGACCUACCUUUGCGCCCGGAAUACGUUUCCUGACCUUGUUCCGAUGUCCACGGACCCAGUUCGCCUUCCCAAUGGCUAUGUCCUGGCCGUCACCCCUGUUUUUGGGGGGAUGACAUUCAAAAAUAACAAUAUCAAUUUAAGUCAUUCAGUCCUACCUCCAGGUUGGAACAUUGUCAUCCAAACAGAUCGCUCUGCCCAAGCAGACGGAACGAAUCGACCCGAAUCCGCCCUCUCGUUCGCAUCCAAUGGCUCUUCCUCAGGUGCGUCGCGUGCCGCGUCCGGCUCAAGGCCACAAACUCCAGCGAUGGGCAGCAAGCCCAUUCCGCGUGGCAAUGCUUCGCGUUUCACAGUACCAACUCGCGACUCUGAUUCUCUCUUCAUCUCGUCGAUUUUCCUACCCUCGAGCUCCGAUUUCAAGCCUGCGUCCUCUCCCACGCGAGAGAUUGCGAUGCUGCUCUGGGCAACCCUCUUCUGGUACUUCCAUCUUCCCGAGCCCAAUUUACGGAUUUGCACACCUGAAGCCAGUUUAACGCCUGAAUCUGGGCGUCCCAAGGGUGAUUGGCGCGUGUAUAUCAGACGAGAGGGUGUUUUCAAAGGCCGCCAUCUCUUGCAGAAGCUAGAGCGCAUGGGCCUAGUAACGAGUUCGGACUCAUCGGUCGGCCUUGAUCCUGCGGACCCCAAUUAUCAAGAUAUUUGGGGCGACGUCUAUGUCAGUCGCCGAUCCUUCUGGCAACUCGAUCCGAGAAUCUUUCUCUUCACUCUUCAGCCCGCCGCAAUUCGGUCGGGUAUCGAUUCACCGCAUUUUUCUCGGCCGGCAUCGCCGUCGAGGGAGUUUGGAAUGUCAUCUCCAAAAGUCGCCUCUGCUAUCCUAUCUCCUGAACAACACGUCUUCCAUCCAUCGUUGCCGGGCGGCCCAUUUUACUCUGCAAGUCACCUUCCAACAUAUUUCCCACCGGCCCCUGCACACUUCAUCACGACGAAUGGAGUUCGCCAUCCUGCCCGCCCCAAGCCCCCAAGGCAAGGCGAAACGUUCUAUGUUCGUUAUGUUAGGAGUGUGGGCCAAACGCUCUCUUUUCGGGUGCCAGUACUCAGCCCAAGGGAUUCUUUCACAUUCAAUGACAUAAGGAUCAGCCACCGCAAAUCCUCAAGUACCACCUCACUCAUCGACGGGUCAUCCGUAUGCUCGCCCUUAAAACCGGAAAAUGAAUCAGACCUCGACAUUUUACACCGAUGGAUGAAUAACUCACGCAUCAACGCCGCGUGGGGCGCGGCUGGUCCGCGUUCUACGCAAGAAGCCUUCCUUCGAAAACAAUUUGCGUCCCGAUAUUCGUUUCCAGUAUUUGGUUGCUGGAAUGGAAAACCUUUUGGGUAUUUUGAAAUUUAUUGGAUUAAAGAAUCGAACAUUGCGAGACUACUCGCCACCCCUGUGGGUAAUUGGGAUCGCGGAUUCCACUGCUUGAUAGGCGAAGAUGAAUACCGGAGCGACCAUCGAGUGCAGAUCUGGAUGUCUGCACUGGUCCACUUUUGCUGGUUGGCAGAUAGUCGAACAGAGAAUGUGAUUCUCGAACCUAGGGUGGAUAACGAGAGAUUCAUCUCCAACCUCCAAGAAGCUGGCUUUUACAAGGAGGGGGAGGUGACCUUUCCACACAAGCAAGCGGCUGUGAUGAAAAUCAGUCGAGAUAAUUGGGAAGUGCCCGCCUUAUAA